This is a messenger RNA of Bolinopsis microptera, 2716 nucleotides long. Its product is annotated as SUMO-interacting motif-containing protein 1-like. The transcript has 9 exons. NCBI's taxonomy places the organism in Eukaryota, Metazoa, Ctenophora, Tentaculata, Lobata, Bolinopsidae. The record is from RefSeq and is a predicted model, not a curated record. The coding region runs from base 42 to 2405 and encodes 787 amino acids.
ACACUACUAUAUAACAAAUAAUUUGAGAUCGGUGCAAUGGAAUGGCGGUAGUAAACGAGGGAAUAUUUACGGAGAAAGAAAUUGAAGCUCCAGAAAGAUCAAUUCAUAAUACACUAAACAACAAUGGAAUAGACAACAACAUGAUCGGGUCAGAUGAUGCCACAGUUGUGUUAGCUAAAACUCCAGGAAGAAGUGAAGUUCCUUGUGAAGUUCCUUGUGAAGUUCCUUGUGAAGUUCCUUGUGAAGUUUCCAACGAGAUUAUUAAUGCAAAAGCUGCUCCCGAGGACGGGAAAGGAGAAUCUGCUGUUCUGAACGGUGAAUCAGAUACGAGUGAGUUUAUUACAGAAACAGAUAUAAAGGCACUCGUGGUAAAAGCUGAACCGAGUGUAGAAGUAGCCGAAUCAAGUUCAUCAGUUGCUGAAUCACCUGAAGCAGUUACUGAAUCACCUGAAGCAGUAGCUGAAUCAUCUGAGGCAGUUACUGAAUCACCUGAAGCAGUAGCUGAAUCACCUGAAGCAGUAGCUGAAUCACCUGAGGCAGUAGCUGAAUCACCUAAAGCAGUAGCUGAAUCACCUGAGGCAGUAGCUGAAUCACCUGAAGCAGUUACUGAAUCACCUGAAGCAGUUACUGAAUCACCUGAAGCAGUUACUGAAUCACCUGAGGCAGUAGCUGAAUCACCUGAAGCAGUAGCUGAAUCACCUGAAGCAGUUACUGAAUCACCUGAAGCAGUUGCUGAAUCACGUGAAGCAGUAGCUGAAUCACCUGAGGCAGUAGCUGAAUCACCUGAAGCAGUUACUGAAUCACCUGAAGCAGUAGCUGAAUCACCUGAAGCAGUUAUCGAAUCACCUGAAGCAGUAUCUGAAUCACCUGAGGCAGUAGCUGAAUCACCUGAAGCAGUUACUGAAUCACGUGAAGCAGUAGCUGAAUCGCGUGAAGCAGUAGCUGAAUCACCUGAAGCAGUAGCUGAAUCACCUGAAGCAGUAGCUGAAUCACCUGAGGCAGUUACUGAAUCACCUGGAGCAGUAGCUGAAUCACCUGUAGCAGUUACUGAAUCACCUGAGGCAGUUACUGAAUCACCUGGAGCAGUAGCUGAAUCACCUGUAGCAGUUACUGAAUCACUUGAGGCAGUAGCUGAAUUAUCUGAAGCAGUUACUGAAUCACCUGAAGCAGUAGCUGAAUCACUUGAGGCAGUAGCUGAAACACCUGAAGCAGUUACUGAAUCACCUGAAGCAGUUACUGAAUCACCUGAAGCAGUAGCUGAAUCACCUGAGGCAGUAGCUGAAUCACCUGAGGCAGUAGCUGAAUCAUCUGAAGCAGUAGCUGAAUUAUCUGAAGAUAGCAUUUGCCUUCCAGAUAACACUAAUCUAGCACCCGAGAUCGUUUCAGAUCAGCAAAAACCCGCUAUCAGCCAAGUCCAGAAUCUAAACGAGAAUUUACUCAUCAAAAAUGAUCUUCUCGGCUCGUUGAAUCUGAUAGAUGCUGCUCCCGCUCCCCUCCUGCCUGGUACAGACUGGGACCAGGGGAGCAGUGUGGAUCUCGGAGAGAGUGAUGGAGAAAGUGAAAGUGAAAGUGAACUUAAUGACGAAGUGAAAUGUUGUCCUCAUGCCCACCAGUUUGUUAACGAUCUAAUAACAUUUAGCAGCUCUGAAGAAGCUAGCUCAGCAGGAGAAGCACAGGACAUCAAAGAGCUGAGGAAAGAACGGAGACAGAAAAAAAGUAGGAAACGAAAACAAAGACUCAAAAAAUGUUGUUCAGGUUGUGAUGGUCAGGAGAGUGUUGAACCUCUGACAUCUGAGUUACCCUCACCUAUUGGUCUUAGUACCGGAAUGCUGCAAUGUAACGUCAUCAAAUCAUUUGAAGAGGUUGUUUCCACGCGUUAUAACUCCGAGGAGGAGAUAGAUGCAGCGAUUAACUCGUACAGUACUGUUGGGGGACGGUUAGCCAAUCAGAACGAGCAGACUUUCAGUGACGUGGAUAUAGCGGGAUAUAAGUCACGAAGUGAUUGCGGGAGUCCUGCAUCAGAUCCUGACCUCUUGGUUUGUGAUUACUCAAACUCCGUGGGCAGAAAACUGGCUAAUAGGAAUUUGAAUAAUCAAAAUGACAACCUGGACGAAUGUAUUGGUGGUUUCCUUCUGGAUACUCUGAAUCAGAAUUUGGAUCCUACAAGUAGACUCUUUGCGAUGGAGGUUGAAGAGUUGAAUACCAUGGUCAAAGGAUUACACCUCAAAUUACAAAAUGUUAGCGAGGAUUUAGUCAACGUGGUUACAGAAAAUGACGACCUAAAAGCUCAGAAAUCUGUCAUAACGAAACACGUGACUCAAUUAUCUCGGCUAGCCCAGGGUUUCAGAGCAAACGACAAUUCAGCCUUCCGGAAGAUCUUAGUCACCAGAGAAACUGACAUCUAGGGACUUAUUGAUGUCAAAAAUCAUAACUUUUUAUUGUUUUAUUUCGCUAGUAUAUUAUUCGCAGUGAGGGAGCGUUCAGAUAUUACGUCAGCAGGUUUUUGGCCAUUUUUACCCCCCCCCCCCCCAGAAUUCAGGUAUUCGGCAAGGCCCAGACCACCCUUCCCCAUCGUUGGCAACCGCCAGCAUUUCCAAACCCCCUCCCUCUCGGCUUCUGAUGUGAUAGGUGAACGCUCCCUAAAAUAUUAAAUUAUACCAAUUCAGCAGUAAAACUGUAUGUGUAAGAUAUUCUGUAUUUUUUUUCAUGUUUUUAA